Messenger RNA from Aphanomyces astaci, 1881 nucleotides. RefSeq lists its product as hypothetical. The transcript is spliced from 11 exons. The coding region runs from base 40 to 1830 and encodes 596 amino acids. NCBI's taxonomy places the organism in Eukaryota, Oomycota, Saprolegniomycetes, Saprolegniales, Verrucalvaceae. The record is from RefSeq and is a predicted model, not a curated record.
CUGGUUUUCGCGUAUUCCCGAGCCAAGCCGCAUACCGGCAUGGGAGCAACCCUAUCGUCCCAUGGACUAGCCGAUGAACACCUUCGGUCCCUCGUAACUGAGUACACGACUCAGUCCCUCAAGACCGUGGAGGAAUGCUGGCAAAUCUUCGUGGACGAGGCGCACUCGGCUCGAUCGUUGACGUACGUUCAGUUUGACGAAGUGUUUGGGAUGCUGCUGCAAGACACGUUGCCUCACUAUGCGCUCUUCGAGUCCCUGACAAACGGCACGGCUGGAGCGAACGGCUUUGAAGUGCUCGUGGGAAUCUGCUUGGCAUUGCGCGUAGAUUUAAAGCUCAAACUGCACUUUAUCUUUCGCAUGUAUAUGUGCGCUAACCACGAAAACUUCAUUGAAAGCACCACAAAGUUGCUGAUUUACCGCGAUUGUGUCAAUGCUGUUACUCGCAUGCUUCGCCUAUCCGAGCCGCCGUCGACGGAAAUCACCAACGCCAUGGAGAUGGCCCUCCGAGCCACGGACGACACCAAACCGUUGGUCACGCUCAAGGAAGCGAUCGAGUAUUCGCUCACCCAGCCGUUCGUGUGUUCGUUCUUUGAAGAGUUGCAAUCGCUGUUUACGGGCCUCGUCACAGAGGACAAGGCCAUGACGUUCUUCCAAAACUCCGAGUUGCUGGAAGAUGCCUCGGCGGCCACGUUUUUUGUCGCAGAUUGCACCAAUGACCCUGACGUGUUGUGGUCCACCAAGAUUCGAGAUGUUGGUGGCCAGACCCUGUACAACGACGACAUGUUCCACAUGCCCGACGAUGUCCAGUGCUUUUUAGCGCUCAAGGAACUGCAGCUGCGACGACGUCGCGUCGCCCUUGUCUAUGAACACCAUCGCGUGGGAAAAGCCGGCGAUCGGGUGUAUUCUGGCCUCGUCGAUUAUGAAACCUUUGCCAGAUGCUUGUUGGCAGUACUGCCACCCCUCGAAGUCAACUGCAAGUCCACCGGGUCGUACAUGGUCAACAUGUCCAAGUUGCCUGACAUCGAACUGGUCAAGAUGGAAGGUCAGAUCGCUGACGCCGGCAGAAAGUUCGCGGCCAUGAGUCUGCGCGAAGUGCUUCAACUGGCUCGAGACAGCAACGAGUUUGUGCCAAGUGGCCAGCCAACGGGGUUGCGGGUGUCAUAUGCAGACGACUACCUGUUCAACCUCGUGCAUCGAUUCGCCACAUUUGAGAGUUACGUUCCAGUGGCGCCCAGCCCCAAGCACCCGACGCCCAUCCUGGGCAUCCUCACGCCGUUUGACGUGGUCCGGUUCAUGUUGGAAGACCUGUCGCUUUUGAAUGGCAAGCAAGAGUGGCCCGUCGCCAAGUUGGAGUGUGUGGCAAAGCCGCUAAGCAUGCAUCGGUCCACCGCAAGCAUGUACGAAGCGUUCUACCUGCUUCGUGCCAAACACAUGUCUGGCAUGCUGCUGCUCAACGACAUGGACCACGAGCUGUCGUCGUUCGGGUGGCAAGAGAUCCUCGAACUGGUCGAGUGCUGGCCGUCCAAGUUGAACUUUGUCGUCGAAUUUCCCGUGCCGUUGCCGCCGGCGAUCACCCCCUCCGUGAGCCUUCCGCACUUUAGCAACUUGGUGUUUCCGAUCGUUCACGUGUUAAAGAACAACCCCCCCGUGACCGUCCCCCCCAUGACCUCUGUCGCCAGGGCCCUUCAAGUGUUUUUUGCCCAGCGCGUGACUCGGUUGUAUAUCAUGGAGGAGCAUGGCAACCCUCAACAUAUUGGCGUGCUGCGCUUGGUGGACGUGAUGCGGCUGUUGCUUUCCGAGCAAAAGCAUGUUGGAAACCGCGAAUAUUAACGUACACUAAUCGGUGCGAUCGAUAGAAAUAUAUAUAUAUAUUUACUUCAG